AAAACAUUUGAAACAUUCAGUCAACAACUCGUGCAAGUUUUCGUAGUUCACAACAUUUUGGUUUUAUACGUGUGUGUUUUUAAAGAACGCAGCAAAACUUAAACGACAAUUGGUAACAAUUUAAAAAAAAAGAACCAAAUACAGAAGAAAAACAAAAAGGAAAACUGUGCCCGCGUUUUUUAUUUGUGUCAAUACAAUGUUGGAGUUUUAUCCAAUGCCCACGAAUCUGAAUCAGGUCGGUGGCAGUUUGUAUUCGCUGCAGCAGAAUCAUGGCGGUGCACGAUUCCUGGACAGUCCGAGUGUAAACAGCAACAUGACAACUGCCUGUUUGGCCAACAACAACAACAACAACACCAGCAACAGCAACAACAAUAAUGUACAUAACAACAGCAACAACAAUUUGGCAGCAAGCAUUUCCGGCAGCAGCAGCAGCAGCCAGCAUUCAACAGCAACAGCUUCAUUAACGGCAACCGUAAUUUCCUCUCAGCAUCAACAACAACAACAGCAACACCAACACGCUGUCUCUCCAACACCAAUUAACAGCUGCCCAACGCCCACAGGUCACAGUCCCAGCAGCAGCAACAGCAGCAGCAGCAACAACAACAGCAACAACAACAACAACAAUAAUAAUAACAAGAGCCAAAACUCCGCCUGCAACACAUUAACAGCUGCUUCUGCUGCUGCUACCGCAACAACAGCAACUGGAGCCGGCACAACAACAACAUCAGCAGCAGCAGCAGCAUCAGCAGCAGCAGCAGCAACAGCAGCAGCCACGGCAGCGGCAGUGACGGCGUCGACGUUGACGCUGGCAUCAGCAUCGAAAUUGUCUGCUGAUUGCAGUGGACGCACAGAAGUCGGUCACAUCAAGUGCGAGAAGAACUACGAGCUGUGCGAAGGAUGCGGCCAGAAAAUCCACGAUCGUUAUCUGAUGAAUGUGGGCGAUGCCAAUUGGCACGAGCAGUGUUUGGCCUGCUGCUACUGUGGAUUGCAGUUGCAUCACACCUGCUAUGUGCGCAACUCGAAGCUCUACUGUAAGCAGGACUACGAUCGCCUCUUUGGUGUCAAGUGCGCCGCCUGCUGUCAUGCGAUCCUGCCGCAGGAGCUGGUGAUGCGUCCCAUAUCCAACUAUGUAUUCCAUCUGCCCUGCUUCGUUUGCUAUGCCUGCCGGCUGCCCCUCCAGAAGGGGGAGCAGUUUAUGCUGCGCGACGGACAACUCUUCUGCUAUCGCCAUGAUUUGGAAAAGGAGAUGUUUCUGGCGGCGGCUGCUGCCCAGCAUUGCGGAUUUGUUGGCCUCGAUGAGGAGGAUCUGCUGCGGCCAAGGGAUGGCAGACGUGGACCCAAACGACCACGCACAAUUCUCACCUCGCAGCAGCGCAAGCAGUUCAAGGCCUCCUUUGACCAGUCACCCAAACCGUGUCGCAAGGUGCGCGAGGCACUGGCCAAGGACACUGGGCUGUCGGUGCGUGUGGUGCAAGUUUGGUUCCAGAACCAACGGGCCAAGAUGAAGAAGAUACAGCGCAAGGCGAAACAGAAUGGAGGCGGUACGGGUGGAACUGGCAAUGGGCGUGGCAACAGCAAUGCAAACGCCUCCGAUGACAAGGACUCGAGUGAGAAAGAGGAGAAGUGCGUCAAACAGGAGCAUGGCGUCGACAAUGUGAACUUCCUGAGUGGCAUGGAUAGCGCCUUUGCCAGUCAGCCACUUAAUCCAAACUUGCCCUUUUCUCCGGAUGCAGAUUAUCCGGCCAAUUCGAAUGACAGUUUCUGCAGUUCCGAUCUCUCGCUGGAUGGCAGUAAUUUCGAUCAGCUGGAUGACGAUGCCGAUUCCCUGUCGCUGAAUAAUCUGGAGCUGCAGUCGACCAGUUCGUCGGGACAUCACAAUCAGCACUCGAAUCCGCACGAUAUGCUGGCCAAUCUGAAUACGAGCCUUAUCAAUCCCAUCGACAAGCUGUAUCUCAUGCAGAACUCCUACUUCAGCUCCGAUCACUAGAGAGAGAAAGAGAGAGAGAGAAGUUGGGAGUGAGAGAGGGAGAGAGAGUCGUAGUCAUACGAAUUUAUUAGCGUUAGAGUUGCUGGCUUUAGUUGGGAGCGCAACUGCUGCUAGGCACUGUAACUCCUUGGGCUUUGCAACUAAGUAAUUACCAUUACCAGCCAAUCGGCUUUUUGGCAAAGUUGAGAUUUUAAGGAAAACCAAAAAUAAAAAGUAAUAAAAAAUGAAAAGUUAUCAAUUGUGAUUUUUAAGCUAAACGAAGUUUUAAGAACAAAUUGCAUUACAGCGAUAUAAACGAGACGUAAUGCAUAAAUUAUUGUUAGUUCGAAGAUAAGUACAUAAGUAGUAGAAGCCAAAAGAUGAAAUCAAUGUGAGCCUAUGUUUGUAAAUAGUCUUAGUACCAAAAAUUGUUAUAAAAAUGUAAUUUAAA
Messenger RNA from Drosophila grimshawi, 2417 nucleotides. RefSeq names its product LIM homeobox transcription factor 1-beta (gene Lmx1a). Gene Ontology annotation, molecular function: DNA-binding transcription factor activity, RNA polymerase II-specific; RNA polymerase II transcription regulatory region sequence-specific DNA binding. Gene Ontology annotation, biological process: neuron differentiation; regulation of transcription by RNA polymerase II. Bases 197 to 1987 code for a protein of 596 amino acids. The record is from RefSeq and is a predicted model, not a curated record. Lineage: Eukaryota; Metazoa; Arthropoda; Insecta; Diptera; Drosophilidae. Gene Ontology annotation, cellular component: nucleus. The transcript is spliced from 3 exons.